AUGGGUGAUCUUUACGUCCCUAACACUGCUAAAGCGGCUGAUCUUUACGUCCCAAGCACUGCCAAAGUGGCAUUUGUGAGUGGCGCCAACGGCAUCAGUGGCCAUGCCAUUGUGGAGCAAUUGAUCCGAAAGCCCAAGACGGAAUGGCGCAAGAUCGUGAUUUCUUCUCGUCGUACCCUGCCGAACUACUGGAUUGAUCCUCGGAUUGAAUUUGUUGCUGUGGAUUUCCUUGACCCGAAGGAGCAAGUUGCAGCAAAACUCGAGAAUAUCUGCAGAGAUGUGACCCACGCUUUCUACACCUCGUACAUCCAUGAGGAUGAUUUCAAGUUGCUCAGGGAUAAGAAUGUCCCGCUCUUCAGGAACUUCAUUGAUGUCAUCGACGCCGUCUGUCCCAACUUGGAAAGGGUGUGCCUUCAGACUGGCGGUAAGCAUUACGGUGUCCACCUCGGUCCGGUUCAGGUCCCUCUUACCGAAGACAUGCCUCGUUACGACGACGGAGGCUACAACUUUUACUACGCCCAAGAAGACUACAUGUUUGAGGUCCAAAAGAGGCGGGGCACCUGGUCUCACAACAUCAUCCGCCCGAACGGAAUCAUUGGGUUCACUCCCCACUCCAACGGCAUGUCGGAAGCCUUGACCAUUGCUCUGUACUUCCUCAUCUGCCGAGAGAUCGGCGAACAAGGAAUGUUUCCUGGCAACAAAUACUUCUACGACUGCAUUGACGACAUGUCAUACGCCCCCAGCAUCGCCGACAUGUCCAUCUGGGCGGUGACGCAAGACCACUGCAAAGAUGAAGCCUUCAACCACUGCAACGGCGAUGUCAUCGUCUGGCGGUACUUCUGGCCGCAACUCGCCAAGUACUUUGGCUUGCACGUCCCGGAGCUCAAGUUCGAGAAGACCAAGGAGAAGGCGAACACGCUGGACAACGAGCUCGACAUGUAUGAGUGGGCCAAGGAUAAGAAGCCGGUCUGGGAGAGGAUUGUGAAGAAGUACGGCGGAAACCCGCAAGCUAUCGAGUGGGGCACCUGGGGCUUCUUCAUGUGGACGACGGGCAAGAGCUGGCUCACCAUCGGAACUACUGCGAAGGCACGGAAGUUCGGCUGGAACCGCAUCGAUGACACGUAUGAUUCGUGGAUCGAGACGUUCCGGUCUUUGGAAAAUGCUGGCAUUCUUCCUCGCAUGAGAGACGUUGUUGCUAAUGGGAAAUAA
Lasiodiplodia theobromae is the source of this 1209-nucleotide messenger RNA. Its product is annotated as Nad-dependent epimerase dehydratase. The transcript is spliced from 5 exons. NCBI's taxonomy places the organism in Eukaryota, Fungi, Ascomycota, Dothideomycetes, Botryosphaeriales, Botryosphaeriaceae. The record is from RefSeq and is a predicted model, not a curated record. Bases 1 to 1209 code for a protein of 402 amino acids.